AUGGAUAGUUCUAUAAGUGAAGCAUACAAAAAACGUUUGACAAAGGCCCAUGUCAUGUUUGAAAACUUUGCGAGCUGGGGAGGCUAUAGGCCUUAUCCGGCCUCUAGAGAACUUCUAGCAGCUUUUCUUGCUUGGUUAGAAAUGACAGGAAAGCUUUCUGAUGUAAUGAUUUGUCUAGCGGCAGUGGCAAGGGAGCAUAAAAUGAAAGAUCUUGAAGAUCUGACAAAGGGAGGUUCAACUUGUUUCUUGGUCGAAG
Molecule: messenger RNA, 256 nt
Organism: Dentiscutata erythropus
Lineage: Eukaryota; Fungi; Glomeromycota; Glomeromycetes; Diversisporales; Gigasporaceae
Source: the annotation of a GenBank genome assembly